CUAAUAAGGCUGACCUCCCUCAUUCCCCAGAGAUUUCAUCAAGUGACAAGAGGCGGUUUGAGAGGUUUUAGCCAAAGGCUGUUGGAUAUUUCAACAUGAAGAUUACGGACAGUAAUGUGAUCCGGUUUCACCUUCAAGUUACAUAUGGGAUUUAUGUAAAGAGCUUAACGAAAAAAAAAGAGCGAUUGCUAAUCACUGGUACAAAGGUCUUUGGUGUUCCUCUGGAGAAUUUACAUCGCCAAUACAUUCCUGAGUUUGGACUGGUGCCCUGCUUUUUGGUGAACGCUUGUGCAUUUCUACUGGAGCGUGCCGGGACUGUUGGCCUGUUCAGAAAACCAGGCUCCCUUCCUCGCAUCAAGGCCCUCAGGGCCAAGCUGAAUAGAGGAGAGGGUUGCCUGACCGCCCCCUUCCCCUAUGACGUUUCGACGCUCAUCAAACAGUUUUGCAGGGAGCUGCCGGAGCCGCUGUUCCCCUCCGAGCUCCACCCUGCUCUGCUCAAAGCCCAGGCGCUGUCCAGCCCUCGGGACCGGACCUCAGCCCUCCAGCUGCUGUCCUGUUUGCUGCCCGCUAGGAACGCCUCCUGUCUGCAUUACCUGUUGGACUUCCUCUUUAAAGUCUCCCAGAGAUCCUCCGAAAACUUAAUGAGCACUUCGAAUAUAGCCACAGUCUUCGCUCCGUGUCUUUUGCCGCCCCCCAACAAGGCAGAGAUGUCUGAAAUGCGUCUUGAACUCAGAGUGCUUGUCUUGCGCACCUUUAUUGAAAGUCCUCAUUUAUUUGGUGUGAUUCCUAAAACGGUAAUGGACAGCAUGGAUUUUCUGAUUAACUUCCACCCUCUGAAAGAUCCAAAAAGAGGUCACGGAAAAAGACCCAGUUUAAAAGGUAUAACGCUAGGAAUUUAA
Messenger RNA from Pungitius pungitius (ninespine stickleback), 899 nucleotides. RefSeq names its product inactive Rho GTPase-activating protein 11B-like. NCBI's taxonomy places the organism in Eukaryota, Metazoa, Chordata, Actinopteri, Perciformes, Gasterosteidae. Gene Ontology annotation, biological process: signal transduction. The record is from RefSeq and is a predicted model, not a curated record. The coding region runs from base 96 to 899 and encodes 267 amino acids. The transcript is spliced from 5 exons.